AUGACUUCUUUAGCUGUUUUACCACUGUUGAAGAGGACUAUGACUGACAUGAUGGAUGAAGAGUUGUAUCAAAUACCAUCAUCACCCAUCUUUACCACCACUUCCAACAACAACAACAAUAAACACGAUGGUUCCGAUAACUUCAACGAUGGCUUUAAUCUUAAUAAUACUACCAACUACAACCAUGCGUCCAAUAGAAACUCAGUCAACUCAUCACCUAGCUUCCCCUUUGCUCAGUUAAAUAAUGCCACUAGGGACUCGUUUUACAAUGGAACUGCUAAUCAGAACAAUUCUAACAACAAUUUGGGUAAUAUGCUUAAUAUUCCUGACUCAUUUCUUGAACAAAUAACGUCGAAGGAAGGUAUUGACCAGUUUAAGCAACAGCAACAGCAACAGCAACAGCAACAGCAACAGCAACAGCAACAGCAACAGCAACAGCAACAGCAACAGCACCAGCAACAGCAACAGCACCACAACCAACAGACACUAAUACCGGAAUCGGAAUAUCCGCAAGAUUCACAACCUACUUACGUCAACCCUUUCACCAACUAUGCUAAUCCAAACUCAUUCAUUAGACCCUCACAAGCAUUUUCUCAGCAAACACUACCAUACAGGUCACAGAGUCCAGCAUUGGACAGUAAUCAAUACCCUCAACCACCUCCUUUACCUCAAGCUUUCCCACAAAGAAGAAGAAAGAGAAUUACUACUAUUGAUGACUUGGAGCCAACGACUAAUAAGAAGAAGGGAGUAGAUGAGGAUUAUUUGUUGUAUAAUCCUGAUAUCUCACCAGGACAAGUUAUUCAUGCAUCUGAAUUGGAUGAAUCAUUUUAUGUUCCACCCAGUAACAAUAAUGACAUAAUAAAUGCCAAUUCUAUUGAGGAGUUUGAAAACGAUAUCAUACCAGGAUAUGAAAACGAUUAUUUGUACUUGGAUGAUGAACACGAAGAGAUUGAGGAAGAUUUAUCUGAUGAUGACGGAGAUGAGGAUAAUUAUUUCCAUGUUGAUGAAGAAUUUGAUGAUUACAUUAUGAGCAAUUCUGGCUAUAACAUCAUCAAUAACCAUUCUAAUGAAUAUUCUACAUUUGAUGCAUUCAAGAAUAUAUCUUUGGAGGAUCACCAUAGUCAUCAGCAACAGCAAGAGCAAGAACAACAGCAGAAGCAUCAACAUGAACAAGGGCUGCAGGAGCAACAACAACUACAUCUUGAAGAAGAACAUGACGAAGAGCACCAUGACUUGGGUAAUCCUGCAUUACAAGAAUUACAUGAUGAGGCCGUUAUCAAGAAUGAAGAAGACUUUGACUCACAACCUGUUGUUUCUGAAGUUUCACCGUUAUCAAUUGUAUCGUCGUCAUCAGGAUCUACUCCUCACACUGACCAUUCAACAAGUAAUGUGGAAGCGAUACAUAUCAAGCAGGAACCAGAGGACAGGGCCAAUUUUAAUCUGACAUUGGAUGAUGACGAGGACGCCAUGAUGAUUGAUGAUUCUGAUGAUGAAGGUAUGGCUAGACAUGGAUCUGAUAGUGUUUCCAUCGUCAAAGCUAAGAACAAGACUUUGGACGAGGAACAUCCAUAUAAGCUAGGUGCUGAAAUAUCGGCCACCAAUCCCGAUCACCGAUGCGAGUUAAUCAAUCCAAACACAGGAAAGGUUUGUAACAAGGAGUUUUCUCGUCCAUAUGAUUUGAUUAGACACCAAAACACCAUACAUGCGUCCAUGAAGAAGAUUUACCGUUGUGUGAUAUGUGAAGGAAGAUAUAAAGGUGGAUUGGGCAAUGGUAAACAAAAGACAUUUUCAAGAAAUGAUGCAUUAUCAAGGCAUAUCAAGAUUAAGCAUGGAAUUGUUGGUGACGAAGCAUUGGAAUUGAUUAAUGAAGCAAAAGAAAAUGUCGAAUAUCAUCCAGUUACAGUUGCAGCCGGUGCAUGA
Molecule: messenger RNA, 1920 nt
Organism: Lodderomyces margitis
Lineage: Eukaryota; Fungi; Ascomycota; Pichiomycetes; Serinales; Debaryomycetaceae
Gene: RPN4
Product: stress-regulated transcription factor
Exons: 1
Coding region: 1-1920 (639 amino acids)
Biological process (GO): regulation of transcription by RNA polymerase II
Cellular component (GO): nucleus
Molecular function (GO): transcription cis-regulatory region binding
Source: RefSeq, a predicted model, not a curated record